This is a messenger RNA of Mugil cephalus (flathead mullet), 5951 nucleotides long. RefSeq names its product solute carrier family 16 member 4 (gene slc16a4). The record is from RefSeq and is a predicted model, not a curated record. Gene Ontology annotation, molecular function: monocarboxylic acid transmembrane transporter activity. The transcript has 12 exons. Lineage: Eukaryota; Metazoa; Chordata; Actinopteri; Mugiliformes; Mugilidae. Gene Ontology annotation, biological process: monocarboxylic acid transport; transmembrane transport. The coding region runs from base 927 to 2624 and encodes 565 amino acids.
AAACUGGUAUAAACUCAUUGUUGGAGGUGGGAUGUUUCACUCGAGAGAAGGAACAUGUGGAAAAAGGUAAUAGAUGGUCUGCGUGAAUGUAUACUAACAUGAGGUGUUACUUGUGGUAGAUAUUUUUGCAUGGCAAACCCGCGUAUUUCGCUUUUCACGCGUCCCAAUCCGCACAUUAGAUCGAGCGUGCAGUGCGUCCUGUGUGGCGCACCUCCUUCAAGCAAGACCUGAGUAAAGUCUGCGGUGGCUCUGAUGUUUUGACCGCAGAGGUGUUUUUCUUGUUCUCCUCCCACCCCCCCGAGCCUUCAGAUGGGGUUUAUGGCUACGUCUCGGUCACGUGGCUCUCCUCAGUGAAAGCUUUGCACUCUGCGGCUCCUCGGCACAUCCAGCGAUGCUGAGGCUGAGACAUAAGAUGCAGUUGAGAGUGUCCCCCGCAUAGAGGCAAAGUUAUGGCACGGUCAUCCUUGGAGAAAAAGGUCCCGCAGCAAUUUUUCUCUGUCAAAAAGUCCCUCACCGGUGACGCGCAUGUCUUUCAGAGACGCACAAGCCCGGAGCGAGAAACCCCGAAAUUACGCGUCAAAUCAAACUAAUUGAAAUCCAGUCGACGACAGAAGGGAAUUACAGCAGCGUUGUGUUGAGUGAGGGGCGCAAUGCAACAGGCCUGGAAAGUGAAGAUAACAACUGGCCCAUAGCUACACACGGUAUAAAGCUAACCUUGAUGCAGCCGUAGUUCCAAGUGCCCUUCAAUGAGAAUGGCUCUCAGCAAAUAGGACGCCUCCGAGUUCUGUCUUCACCUGCAGUGCCUUUAGGCAUACGUCUAUAACAUCACAACAGAGUUUUUGAGCUGUGGUGCUGCUAUUGAGAGCGAGUGGGUUCAUCCAUCUCAAAGUCCUGUUGCGCAGUGUUUCAGUGAAAUUAAGGCUGUCAUGAACCUCUUCCGGAAGGACGCCAUGGCCACAAAGAAGGAAAAAGAGAAAGAUAUACAGUACGAGGACCCUCCAGAUGGGGGUUGGGGCUGGAUGGUUGUGCUGCACUGCUUUCUGGUAAAUGUCCUUGUGAUGGGUACACUGAAGAGCUUUGGGAUCUUCUUUGUGGCGUUCCAAGACGAGUUUGGAGGCUCAGCGGAAAGUAUAAGCUGGAUCGGUUCCAUCAUGUCGAGUCUGCGUCUGUCUGGAGCACCUCUUGCUUCUGUAGCCUGUGCCAAGGUUGGAACUAGGGUGACAUCGAUAACUGGGGCAGUCCUGGUUAGCGGAGGCUUCCUCAUAAGUAUUUUUGCCAGCAGCGUGGUAUACCUCUACAUCAGCAUGGGAGUGAUAGUUGGAAUAGGUUUUGCACUACUAUACCAAUCCUUCUCCGUGGUCACAGCACUGUACUUCCGAAAAAGGUUAGCAACAGCUUAUGCGAUUGGGCGUUCUGGGAUGGGGUUGACUUUUGCCCUAGCUCCGUUCACUCAGUUGCUCCUCGACCAAUAUGCUUGGCAAGGGGCCAUGUUGAUUCUUGGUGGUCUCAUGCUGAAUCUGGUGGCCUCCGGGAUGCUUCUGCGACCCAUCAAGGUGAAGCCUCCCGUUUCAAACCCUACCUCGUCUCCCAUCCAAAAAAGCCCCGCUGUUUCCCUCAAGAGCUCCUCAGAGAAGGAAUAUGCUAAAAGCUGCUUGAGCAGCUCCUCUCACCUCUCCAACGGUGUCUCCAAAUCAGACUCUUUCCCAUCCUCUCCUGCCCCUCACAGGGACACUGAGAACCAAUGUACUCAGGACCAGUCGGUGAACCCUGAACUGACUAGACUGGUCCUCAAUGGUGUGAAUGGCCAUGAAUCUCACCAUGAUGUGGGCCAGUGUAAAGCCACAACUCCUGAAUGCUCCUUUGAGCUCAACGGCAGCAUGAAUGGGUCCACCAUCAUUGCGUCAAAUGCCAACAUGCAGAGUGAGGUGACUGUCACAAAAACCAAAGUACUGGAUUUCUCCUUGCUGAAGGACCCGUUCUUCUGCAUCUACACUUGGUCCUUGGUCUUCAGCCAGUUGGCCUACUUCAUACCCUAUUUCCACCUGUCGGCCCGCGCCAGAACCCUGGGCAUCGAUGCCAUGGAUGCCUCUUUUAUCAUCUCUGUGGCAGGUAUCACAGAGACCAUCGCGCAGUUGGCCUCGGGCUGGGUGACAGACAGGAACCUUUUCCAUAAAUACCAUUACCACAAAGCCUACCUGAUCCUCUGCGGUUUGGUCAACCUGCUAUCCCCUCUGGCAACCUCCUACAUCCUGCUCAUGGUCUACGCUGUCUUCUUUGCCAUCUUCUGUGGCGGCUACAUGGCUCUGCUACUGCCUGUUCUGGUAGAUCUCGUGGGGUCAGAGAAACUCAAUAACUCCAUGGGCUUCUCCAUGUUCUUUGUCGGCUUGGGUUGCCUCACGGGACCUCCUCUGGCAGGCUUCCUGUACGACUACACCCAGACUUAUGACUGUUCUUUCUACCUGGCUGGACUGUGCUAUCUCCUCUCCUCCUUGUCCCUGUUCAUGGAGCCGCUGGCUCAGCGCUGGAAGGCCAGGAGGAAACUGUCGCAGGUCAAGAGUGCAGAAAGCAGCUGUAAGACCAAUGGUUGCUUCACCCCUGACCGCCUGCAGAACGGCGCUGUGUAGGAAUGAAAGCCAGGGAAAGGCCUUCGACUAGAACCAACACGCUCAUGACCGCAGGCCUGUAUGCCUUGGACUCCAGCUUAACGUCGGGACCUUUGACCAUUCAUUUCAGCAGGAGCGGGCUGAGGAAACGAAGACUGUGACCAUGGUAACAUGAUGUCUGAGACCAUGCUAGUCUGGACGCCGGUGAAUAGACUAUAAUGGUGAACUUUUAAAAAAGCCAAAAUUUUUAAUGUUCUGCAAAAAAAGAAAAAAACAAAACAAAAAAAAAAACAAACUCAAAUCCCGUCUUCCUUUUCUUAUCAGAUGAUGACAUCAAAUCUCAAGAUAAAUCCUACAUGCGAAGCACAUUUUAAUAUAUGUAUAUUUGCAACCACACUGUCGAAAGAAACUAAUUCUGUUUCCCAAUGCGAUAACGAGACUGCACUGACAGCAACAUCCGACGCACAUAACUCUGCUAGUACCUGAACUACACCGUUGAUCUCAAAAUCCUUUCCUCAGCUAGUUUUUCCCCCGCGAUGACUUUAAUGGAAGCACAUACAAACGAAGAUGUGCUUUCCAUCUAACGUCUCGGGAGAACUCUACUUCCUUAAACCUCUACUCACUGAUAUGCACUUUGGGCCAAGUUGUGAUUAUGCUGCAUGUCUUUUCUACAGACGUAUAACUGCCAGAUAGUCAAGAUACUGAAUGACCACGUUACACUAGAAGCCUGCUCCUCCUCCUAUGACACAAUGUGUAGUCUGUUAUAUGAAGCCAAAUACAUGUAAUCGCUUGUGUAGCUUAACAGGGAGGAAAUGUAUCUCAUCCCGACAAGAUUAUUGUAGGCAUGUGCUAGCAUUUACCUGAUGCACACUGAUAUUCUUGUAUUUAUAUAUUAAUAUUCUACAUUUUUUGUACCUCUACUAUUUCAGCAUACUUUCAUACAUCCAUGCCACUGAGCCGUACCAACACCUGACUUUCUUUCAGCUUUUUUUUUUCCAUCCCAGACAUGAAUCUGCUGAAUGUUUUCGUCAUCUUCAAGUACUUUCUGUCCAUGCUCGUGCGUUCUUCUAGAUGCCACUGUUGGUUUAUACCUCCAGCGGUUCCUCUAGAGUCUCACGUUACUUUUAUACUUGUCAGAAACCGGUGGCUCCUUACGUGAGACUCCUCAGUUCGUCUCACGCAAAAUAAGCCCUCUAACCCUUUUUACAUGUCAACCGACUGUUCAGCAGUUUUCUGCUGACAUUCGAACAUCCGCCUCGUAUUUUUAAACUGACAUUUAAACCGCUUUCAGCACCUAGGUAAACUGACACUUUAACCAACUUUACUCCUCAAACAGCUUUUCAACAGUUUUAACUCUUUUCCAGCUGCUGCCACUCAGACGGCUCCUUUAAUCCUCACCUAUGAGAUAUAAGUACUUACACGUAAAAAGAACAAUUGUCACUUCGCCUCCUUUAACCUGUUUACAGCGGUUGCACCUGCAGAACUUCUGCACAACUUAAUUAUCUUCAGAACAAUGUUUUUAUCAUUUUUACUGUAUAUGUAUUUCUUUUGAUUUAAACUAUGAACUGCCUUUCUCCUUUUGUGGGUCCCUAAUGAUGAUUCACGUGUAAACGGCUUGGCGAUGUUACCUUUUUUCUUUGGUGGCACCGGCAGAUGAAAGAAAACGGUCAUUGCCUGGCUCAUUGCUCAUGAGCUGCUCUAUGCAAGUGCACGCACACACACAGACACACACACACACACAAAGACUUUGUUUUGAUUAACACACAUGCACACCUAAUUACUUUAGCAACCAGCUCCUAAAAGAAAACGCCUCUUAAGCCGAAGUGUUUUCCACGUGUACUGAUCAGUCGGGAGGAUCGAUGGAGGGUUUUCUGUGCUCGAUUAAGUGCUAUUGUGUCAACCUUGUGUGUGUCUGUGAAUGUUUCUGAUCGACAGAGCCGACGGUGCGACUGUGACCAUGUAAACGCACGGUACCCCAGCUGGACUGUUUCAAAAAUGUGGCCCAGAAUUUACAGUGCCUGCAUGCAGCCUGUUAACGGCAAUGCAACUUAUUGUGUUUAUACGUGGGAGCCUAUUGGUUGUUGAAUCUUUUAUAUAUAUAUAUAUAUAUAUAUAUAUAUAUAUAUAUAUAUAUAUAUUGUGGAGGUUUUUGUGUUGUCAGUGGAUUUCUUGUUUUUCACCACUGUUUGCCUUACAAGGUGAUGUAUCUUUUACUAACUUUCCUGUAAUGUCAGCCAAAGAUCACAUUAGAAACCUACCAACAACUUGAAGCAAGUUAGUAAGAAAUAGAGUGGAUAGUGCAUGUAACGUAAACCGCUAUCAACGCCCAUUAUUCAAUCAUUUCUAAAGUCUUAAAUUGAAGGCAGCGCCAAGUCCACUGAUGGACACGUGCUUUGUUAUGCUGCCCUCUUGUGGCGGAAGAAAGCUUCUACUCAAAGAAUGCUGUCUCAAUUAGUACCAAAUUAUUCCCCUUCAGCUCACUUACACAAUACUGAGCAAGGCUCUUUGUAUUGUUUCUAUAACGACAGUCAUGCACAAAAGCUCCUUUUGGCUCACGAGUUGCAUUCACCGAUGGUACGCUGUGUGAUUUAGGGCCACAGAAUAUUUUGUACCAUAAAAAAAAUAAAUAAAAUAAAAUAAAAUCUUUUAUGAAACAUAUUUGAUGCUUUAAAUGCAGACCUGCCUGAGUUGGGAUCAUUUUACUUGGUAGGAUAUUUUAAGGAAAUGUAUGCUUGAGAGGUAUCGUCAUUUUGUUUUUUUGUUUUUUUUUGGAAAUGUCUCAAAUACCACUGAUAAAGAUGAAAUGAGUGCUACUUGGCCACAUUUUAUGCUUCUUCUUCUUCUUUUUUGUUUUUUUUAUUUUUUGCUGCAGCAAAUGCAAUAAUGGGCGAAGCACUGUUUAGUCCAGGGGUGUCAAAGCCAUUGUAGUUCAGGGGCCACACUCCGCCCAAUUUGAUCUCAAGGGGGCCGGACCAGUAACACAACAGCUCAUUAAUUAAAUAAUGACAACUCCAAAUGUUUUCCUUUACUUUAGUAUGAAGAAGUACAAGUACGCGUAAUGAAAAACCAUAAAUUUCUUUAAAAGUGCAAGAUGCAGUUUCUUAUUUGUCUUCAGUGUAAUGUUUGCAAAUUCAUCCCAUGGGCCAGACCGGACCCUCUGGCUGGGCCCGGUUUUGGCCCCCGAGCCGUAUUUUUGACACCCCUGGUUUAGUCACUUCUCUGGCUUCUGGAUUUGUUAACUGAUUGUCUUUAGAAAAUGUGCUUGAAUAAUCAUAGAUAUCCUUUUUUUUUUUAAAGCCUUGUAACAGUGCGCAGGUCAGCUGAAAUAAACUGAUGCGUGGCUCAGUC